GAAGGGAUCACGGCUCUUAGGAUUUGCUCAUGGGAAACAUAACCAAGAGGGGAAAGAGGAGCCUCGUGGUGGAUAGCGCCAAGGCGCUGGUGGAGGGCCCUGCCACCACACUGCAUGCCAAGCUCUAUGAGGCCAUCAUCCAAGAAGAAUGCACCGCCAUCAAGGCGCUGCUCAGGAGCCACCCGGUCAACCACCCCCUGACCACCCUGGCCAGUUCCAGCAGCUCCAGACCGCUGCUGAGCCAGCCCGUCGUCCCCAUCGUCCCCAUCCACCUGGCUGCCGAAUUCCACAAGCCACAAAGCUUGCUUUGCUUGCUAGAACACGGGGCCAACCCAGAAGUAAGGGACAUUCAGGGCCUCACAGCUCUUCACCUGUUGCUGCUGCACUGGCCGAUCACCUCCAUCAUGUGUGCAGAACCGGGCAUCAGAAUCCAAAGGAUCCUGACGGACAUCGAGAAAAACGCUGUAACGUGUCUCCGCAUUUUGUGUGAACAUGGGGCUCAAGUGAACACCCGGGUAGACAACAGCAACAAAGACUCACCCCUCCACCUGGCCAUCACAUACGGGACCUCUCCAGUCCUCUCCAUUUUGGCCCAAAAUGGGGCCCAGGUCAACGGCAUUAAUGAGUCCAGCAUGACUCCCCUGCACAUGGCUGCAGACACACUGAACGAGAGCAUGAUGGAGGUACUCCUGGCCUGUGGAGCGGACGUGAACUGUGCCAUGGCUUCCACAGGGAGCACAGCCCUGAAGCUGGCAGUGUGCACGGCGUCCAGCAAAGCGGGCCAGCUGCUGGCUGCGGGGGUGGGCUGCAUCCGCCUGCUGCUGGUCCACGGAGCCAGGGUCAAUGCCCGGGACCACGAAGGGAAAACUGCUCUCCACCAGGCAUGUUUUGGAGGCAGAGCGGCCAUCAUCAACCUCUUGCUGGAGUUUGAGGCUGACGUUAACGUCCUAACGAGGAAUGGGGAAUCUCCCAUUUACAUGUACCUCCAGCGCAGCACCAACAUCAGGGACACCACCCUUCUUGCCAGGCUGCUGUGUCAAACUUACCCGCUGAGACUCACCAAUAAGCAAGGAAUUCUACCCACGGGAAUCAUGCUACCAGAAUUCCACCUCUUAAGAGAAACCCUGAUGAAGUUAUCUCAAAACCCUUUGUCCCUGGAGGACAUCUGUAAGAGGAACAUCAGGAAUACCUAUGGGGAGAAGUCCACACAGAACCUGAGGCAGCUUCUCCCGGUGAGGAUGUGCAACUCUGUACACUGCUCCCAUGACCUAGCACGCCUCCUGAAGUGAGGUGGCUCCUCAGUACCUGUGCUGGGCACUGCUGCCCACCAGACACGAGCCAGAAAACAAGUGACCCAGUGUACAAAUGACUGCUUCCAAAAGCGUUCUACAAAUGAAGUGAUUUGUACUUUAGCUCUUACAGUCCUAAAUGCUCUCCCCAUGAUUUCAU
Molecule: messenger RNA, 1449 nt
Organism: Castor canadensis (American beaver)
Lineage: Eukaryota; Metazoa; Chordata; Mammalia; Rodentia; Castoridae
Gene: Ankrd61
Product: ankyrin repeat domain 61
Molecular function (GO): protein binding
Source: RefSeq, a predicted model, not a curated record